AUGUCGAAAUCGCCAUGGGGGAAAAUCGGCAAUUGGGCCGCCGAAGCCGAGCGCGCGGAGGCCGAGGAGCGUGAAGCCGCGGAGAAAGCCGCCGCCUCCGCGCCGCCGACGACCUUCCCCAGCCUGAAGGAGUCUGUGACGACGGCGAAGCAGAAGAAGAAGACCAAGAUGAGCCUGCAGGAGUUCACGAUGAAGCAGUCCACCCGCUCCGCCCCGGCCUCGAGCCGCGGCCUGACGCCGGAGGAAAUGCUCCGCCUCCCCACCGGCCCCAAAGAGCGUUCCCUCGAUGAAAUGCAGCACGGCCGAUUGGGCGGCGGGUUCAGUAAUUACGGGCCUCGACCCGGAUACGGAGGCCCGAACACAGGUCGUCCCCGCGAGUACGAUGGCCGGAGGUCGUACGGAUUUGAGGACGACAAUCGGAGGGGACCCCCUCCGGAAUCUAGGGUUUCGGAUUUGAAUCAGCCUUCGCGAGCUGACGAGGUUGACAAUUGGGCUUCGAUGAAGAAGCAAACCCUACCUGAUUACAAUUCGCGCCAGGAUAGGCACGGUGGGAGCUACAGCUCGCUCGGCGGAGGCGGGGGCCCUGGCGCCGGAUCGCGGGCCGACGAAGUAGACAACUGGGCCUCUGUCAAGAAGCAUUUCCCGCAAGCACAGCAGGCUAGAUCUUCGGGCUUCGGGUCGGGAUUCCCCAGGUCUGAGACGGAUCGGUGGACGCGUAAUGAGCAGAGAUCGGCUGUCGACACUCCAAAGACGGAAAUUGAUGUGGGCCCCAAAGUUGACAAGCCAAAUCCAUUUGGGAUGGCCCGGCCCAGGGAGGAGGUCUUGGCUGAGAAAGGGUUGGAUUGGAAAAAGUUGGAUUUGGAGAUCGAAGGUAAGAAGCAGUCUUCGGUCAGUGGUGGGAGCCGGCCCACGAGCUCGCACUCGAGCAGGCCUGGGAGCCAACAGUCGAGCAGGUCAGACUUGCCUGUGGCUUUGGGGGGUGAAGGGGUUGUCAAGGAAAAACCAAAAGUGAAUCCUUUUGGAAAUGCUAAACCUAGAGAAGUCUUGCUUGAGGAAAAGGGUUUGGAUUGGAAAAAACUCGAUCUUGAGCUGGAACAUAGACGGGUCGAAAGGCCUGAGACAGAGGAAGAAAAGAAUCUCAGGGAAGAAAUCGAACACUUGAAAACCGAGCUGCUAAAAGAAACCGUUGAAGACCAAACCACCACACUCAAUCUGAUACAUCAAAAGGAAAAUGAUUUGGAACUGCUCGUCCGCCAGCUGGACAACAAAGUCCGUUACAGUCAAAAAAUAUUUGAAAGGAAAAGCUCUGGCCCUUUCACGGGUUCGGGCUUUAACAACCGACCUCCUUCUCGACCAGGAUCACAAGACGAGCAGCGUAGAUUUGGCUCUCUUGACCGGCCUCCAUCGGGGCAUGGAAAAUUUGAAGAACCCAAUAGACCACCGUCCGAGCCCGGUUUGUAUGAGAAUUUUAGAGAGAGACCUCCUUCGAGACAGGGAGCUUAUGAAGAACCUAGGUUCGGGUUUGCCGAUAGGCCCCGUUCGAGGCAUGGAGGAGGGUAUGAGGACCCCAGAGUUUUGGAGUACAAUGAGAGGUCACGAUCACGUGGGACUGGGAAUUCAUGGUCGAGACCGAGUGAUGAGAGAAUGUCGUUUGGAGGGAGAGGAUUCACCGGUGGCCGAGAGACUCAUAGGUCAGGGUCAAGGUGGUAA
This is a messenger RNA of Striga hermonthica, 1710 nucleotides long. The record is from the annotation of a GenBank genome assembly. Lineage: Eukaryota; Viridiplantae; Streptophyta; Magnoliopsida; Lamiales; Orobanchaceae.